AUGAAAGAGUAUUGGAAUUCUUUGGCUUCACUGUUAGGGGUUUUGGCCUUUUUCCAAAGCAUCCUCCAACUGGUUUUCCCACCGGAGCUUCGCCUUCUCUCCCUCAAAUUCCUCAGCCGUAUCUUCCAUUUGUUCUCUUCCUACUGCUACUUUGACAUCACAGAGAUCGACGGCGUCAACACCAACGAGCUCUAUAACGCUGUCCAAAUCUAUCUCAGUUCCUUUGUUUCACUCAAAGGCAGCCGCUUGAGUCUCACUCGUGCACUCAACUCGAGCGCCACCACGUUCGGUCUCUCCAACAACGACUGCAUCGUCGAUACGUUCGGCGGCGUCACCGUGUCUUGGAAACACGUCGUGAUUCAAAGGCAAUCCCAGACUUUUGCUUGGCGACCAUUGCCUGAGGAAAAGAGAGGGUUCACUCUCAAAAUCAAGAAGAAAGACAAGUCAUUGAUCCUUCAUUCAUACCUGGAUUACAUAAUGGAAAAGUCAAACGAAAUCCGUAGGAAGAAUGAAGACCGGCUUUUGUACACAAAUUCUCGUGGUGGGUCAUUGGAUUCAAGGGGACAUCCAUGGGAGUCUGUUCCAUUCAAGCAUCCGAGCACCUUCGACACAUUGGCUAUGAACCCCGACAAAAAGCAAGAGAUCAUGGACGAUCUAAAGGAUUUUGCUGAUGGUCAGUCGUUUUACCACAAGACCGGGAGAGCAUGGAAAAGAGGUUACUUGCUCUACGGUCCUCCAGGGACGGGGAAAUCCAGCAUGAUCGCAGCCAUGGCGAAUUACUUAAACUAUGACAUCUUUGAUCUUGAACUAACCGAGGUCCAUAACAACUCUGAGCUGAGGAAGCUGUUGAUGAAAACAAGUUCCAAAUCCAUAAUCGUCAUUGAAGACAUUGAUUGUUCGGUUAAUUUGACCAACAGGAAGAAGAAAAACAAAAGCAAUGAUCCUGAAACAAGAUGUGUGUCUGGUGUUGAAGAUGGAGGUAACUCGACCAUUACUCUCUCGGGGCUGUUGAAUUUCACCGAUGGGCUAUGGUCUUGUUGUGGGAGUGAAAGGAUCUUUGUGUUCACAACAAACCACGUCGAGAAACUUGACCCGGCAUUGCUCAGAAGUGGGAGGAUGGACAUGCAUAUUUACAUGAGCUACUGUUCGUAUCCAGCAUUGAAGAUACUGUUGAAAAACUAUCUGGGGUACGAUGAAACUGAUUUGGAUUCCGAUGUUUUGAACCAACUGACGGAUGUCGUCGACAAGGCCGAGAUGACACCGGCCGAUAUCAGCGAGGUUCUAAUCAAGAACCGGAGCUGCAAGCACAAGGCCGUCACUGAAUUGCUGGACACAAUGAAGAUAAGGGCAGAGGGGAACAUGAAAUGUGGUAGUCCGAGGGAGAACAGUUCAGAUGAAGAGCAGGAGAAAAGGGCUUUGGAGUGUCCUAAAGAAGGGUCUGGUUUUGAACAGCCUUGCAAGGAAGAAGAGAAUGAGGAGAUGAUGAAAUGA
Hibiscus syriacus is the source of this 1491-nucleotide messenger RNA. Its product is annotated as AAA-ATPase At5g57480-like. Gene Ontology annotation, molecular function: ATP hydrolysis activity; ATP binding. The coding region runs from base 1 to 1491 and encodes 496 amino acids. Lineage: Eukaryota; Viridiplantae; Streptophyta; Magnoliopsida; Malvales; Malvaceae. The record is from RefSeq and is a predicted model, not a curated record. The transcript has a single exon.